This is a messenger RNA of Volvox carteri f. nagariensis, 6408 nucleotides long. RefSeq lists its product as uncharacterized. Lineage: Eukaryota; Viridiplantae; Chlorophyta; Chlorophyceae; Chlamydomonadales; Volvocaceae. The transcript has 27 exons. The record is from RefSeq and is a predicted model, not a curated record. Gene Ontology annotation, biological process: lipid metabolic process. The coding region runs from base 1 to 6408 and encodes 2135 amino acids.
AUGUCGCACGGCGCCCUGGACAUCAACGGCCUGUGCGGUCCACGCCUCACCCACGAAGGCGGCGCCACGACCGCGACCGCCGCCGCCUACUUAACACAAAGCCACAAUCCGCAAGACCAGCAGCUGUUGCUUGGCCAUCGUGAUGCCGAAAUAGGCCCCGGCAUCAUUAGCGCUCUGGGGUCCCAGCAGGAUCUCAAUGACGACGGAGCAGCAGGAGCCGCGGCCGCACAACUAUUCGCCAGCGCCGACACGCCGAGCUUCUUCCAAUCCACCAAGUUUUUCGCAUGCCUGGAUGUGGAAGAAGCUCGGGAGCUGUUUCGGGCCACUAGGAGGGUUUCGCUGUCGCCGCACGAGGUCCUCUUCCGCAGCGGCGACCCCUCUGACAGCGGCAUCUACAUCGUGCUGCACGGCACCCUGGGGGUCUUCCUGGAGGAUCCCACACACAACACGCCGCCCAUCCAUGCAAACACGCUAAGGAGCGGCGAGAGCGUGGGUGACCUGGAUGUGGUGGACGGCGCGGUUCGGACCGUGAGCUGUAUGGCACUGGAGGCUGCUCUUUCCCAAUCUCCGGCUGCAGCUGAACUCCUCCCCGUGUCCCUUUCCCAUUUCCCUGCGCCCCUUCUGUGGUCGUGGCCGCGGCUUGCUGCCGCACUGCUCCCCUUUCGGUGUCUCAACGCGGCACUCAACGCGGCACUCAACGCGGCACUCAACGCGGCACUCAACGCGGCACUCAACGCGGCACUCAACGCGGCACUCAACGCGGCACUCAACGCGGCACUCAACGCGGCACUCUUCGCGGCACUCUUCGCGGCACUCUUUGGCCUCCGUCCAUUUACCAUGGCGCCUAUCCAGUCGGGCUGCCUGCUGGUCAAUGUGCCCCGGGAGCUAUUUAUGGACUUUGUGCACUCGCACCCUCGGGCGCUGAUGCUGUACCUUCAGCAGGGUCUUGCCCGCCUGUGGCGUGUGGCCCAUUUCGUCCUGGCGGAUUUCCUGCAGCUCCAGCUUUACAGGCCCAAGCCCCCCGGUAGCGCCCUGGCGGCGGAAACGGCGGCAGCAGCAACCGUCGCCGCCUCCGCCGCGGGCUACCAGCCGCUCCGUACACCAUCCAAUCUGUUUGGACAGGAUCAGGGCACCCAGACGGAUGCCCUGCCGCCGUCGCCGCCAACAUUACCGUUGGCGGACGUUGGGCUGCAGGCGAUGGAUGAGCGAGAGCAGGUGGAGCAGGUCGCGGGGCUGGCGGAGGCGCCGCCGCCGGCGUUGAUGGAGGCGGCGGAGACGAGUGCUGCAGCAGCCGCUGCACCACUGUCCAUUGCGCGGGUGUCGGAGGCUACGGUGGUGCAGCUGGAGGCGGCCGUGGCGGCGGCGGUCACCGUACAGGCGGCGGAGGCGCUCGCUGGUGACUGCACCGGGUUCACCGGCAGUGGUGGAGGCGGUGGCGGAAGCGGAAAAAAGAAAAGCAAGCGGCGAAAAGCACAGGCGGCAGCACAGGCAGCUGCCGCUGCCGUCGCCAUCGCAAGCGCCAAUGAAAAUUCUGUGCCCCUAGGACCGCCGGAUGCCGCAGCAACAACGGUUGCACAUGGGCAGCCGCAGGAGGCUGGGCAAGGGCAGCCGCAGGAGGCGGAGCAACGGCAGCAGCAACAGCAGCAGCGAAACUCCUUGGAGGGAGAGCUGUUAUUAUGUGGUGAGGACGCUGUGUUGACGAAUGCGGCCACAGGUACGGCACCCGUGCGGCAGGACAGCAUGCUUUCCCCGACGGCGGCACUUUCCCAGGCUCCGGCGCGGCCGUACAUAUCGCCCCGUGUCACCGCCGCGGGAGCUGCAACUGGCUCCCUGGGCCCUAUUCAGUCCCCGUCCUCGGCGCCCACGUUCAAUGAGCUGUUCGCCUCGGCGGCAGCGUCGGCGCAGGCACGUGGCGCCGGCGGGCCGACCCAUGGGCCACUUCGGCCGGAGCCGCCGCCGGCGCCAAGCACAUUGGCUGCCGCUGCGGCAGCGGCAGCCUUGCUAGCCAACGUUCCACCGCCGCCGCCGCCGCUGACGCCGACGGGAGUGUGCGCCGCUGCCGGCGCGGCAGCGCAGGUCCCCAUCCCUGCUGCGCCUUUCCCUGUCGUCACUGCUGGAGCGAACAACUGUUCGCCUGUGGCAGCCAGCGGACUACCCGGGGCCGCUAGCAGCGCUGCCGCCGGUGCAACGGAGAUGGCAUCUGACCGUUUCUCGUCGUUAUCGCAACCAGAUGCCCGCCACGAUAGCGGCGGUGCCGCCGCCGCCGUCGGGGCCCGCAUCGGUAGCGGCAGCGCCGAGUGCAGUACACGCAGCAUCAGCACCAGCGACAGCACGAGUACGAUUGCGAGUAGCGCAACACUUAGCACAACACUUAGCUCUAGUACCAGGCAGCCGCUGGAGGCGGCGGCGGUGCCGCCGCCGCCGCUGCCGCCUCAGCCUACACUACCUUCUUCCUGGCCUUCUGCCGCCGCCGCCGCAAGCGCCCAGGGUCAUCGCGUCGGCGUCGGCGGCCAUGGUCUGCCGGGACAACGGUACGGCAACGGCGGUUUGUUUGGCUUUACUCCCCCGGCAAAGGAGGAGGGGUCUCGGCCGCAGGGCCCCGUGUGCCGGUGGUACCCCGGCGGCUCCCCCCACCUGCGUCGCUCCUUUGUGCUCGAUCCUCGCUCCGGAGUGGGUACCCAGCUGCCCCUCACCACGGGGGGCCUGCUGCAGGACGUGGAUUGGGCGUCGGGUUGCUUCUACUUGCUGUUGGAUGGUCACCUGCUGGCGGAGCGACCCGCGGGUCCGCCGGGGGGCCCGGAAGAUGGUCCCGGAGCCGCGGGCCCGGCAGGAUUGCCGGUGCUUGGCGGGUUGAGGGCGGGCUCGACCAAGGUGCAGGAGAGCACAUUUAUCGCGCCAGGCAGCAUGAUCAGCUGCGCCGCCUUCCUGUCCUCCACCGCGGCUCGGUGCAAGGUGGUGGCGUUGGAGCCGGCCCGGCUGGUGGCGUUCUCCUGGCAGCACUUUUUCCUUGGCAGCAGCUUCACUCGUUCACAUGGUGACUUUGCGGAGUGCUUGUACGUGGUCAUCUCGGGGCGGUUGAGGCUGCUGCAUGAAACCAUGCACCCAGUCACACACGCCCGGCAGCUGCACCUGGAGGAGGAGGUGGGUCGUGGUGAGGCGGUGGGGGCCGUGUGGGCCAUCACGGGCGGCUACCACGACACCACCGCACUGUGUGUCCGUGACUCGGAGCUGGUCCGCAUGAGCAGGUCGGCGUUCCGGGUCAUCUCGGCGGACUCGCCGCUGGCGCUAUCCAAGCUGUUCUCCAACAUUGCGCGGCGACUGGUAGCGGCAUGGGACUCCAGGGUACGAAGCGAUCGAGGAGCCAGUAGUUCGAAUGCGGCAGCGACUAGCAGCGCCGCCGCCGCAGCGGCGGCGGCCGCAGGGGUCGGAGGCGGCGUCGGCGGCGCCGCCGCGACUGCUGCCAACGGCGCAGCCCUGCGCGGCGCCGGGCUGCCGCAGCUGCCCAACCCCGCCAGGUUGGGGCUGACGCCGCUUAAAAGCGUUGGACAGCUGUCCGCCAGCAGCGGUGUCGUACGCGGUCCACGACCCUCAGGUCGUCGAGGCGAGAUCGUCACCAUUGCCAUCUUGCCCGCCGGCGUACUGCCUGAUGCCGCCGCUGCCGCCACCAUGUCGUCAGCGCUUUCGGGCUCACCCACUGACGUCGCCGCCGCGGCGGCGGCGCUGGCGGCAGGAUGCGCUGUCCCCCUUCGGUCCGGUGCUGCUGCUGGACGCCACGGUGUUGUCGUUGCAGUUUCCAACCGCCAGCGAGAGGCUGGACGUGCUGUUCUACAGGUCCAAGGUGACCAGCUGGAUGGCUGCCCAGGAGGAGGAGUACAGAUUCAUUUUGCUGGAGGGGGAUGUGGCGGCGCCGACUGCAUCCUCCUAGUCGCCCCGGAGGGCUCCACCCCUUCCCUGUCCCAACCGGAGAGCAUCUUGGUGUUCAACUCCGCAUCGCCCGCCUUUGCGCGGCCCAAGCCCCGCCGGACUGGCCUCACACCCGCGCUGUCCACCGCGCCGUCGUCGGCGCAACUGGCGGCGGCGGCGGCGGCGCCGGCAGCAGGUGCCACCGCGGCCGCCAGCACGUUGCGAUCGCCCUCGCGCUUUGCUAAUUCCAGUGGCGGCAGUAUCGCCGGACGGGAGCGUGACGGCACCGCCGCCGCCGCGGCGGCAGCCCGCCCGCCGCCGUCCCCGGUGCCCUCGCCUCCGUCGCGGUCGAGCGCGGCCAACCUGAACAUCGGGGUGCUGCCGCCGGCUGCGCCAGCGCAUUUACCUGCGCCGGUAGCGGCGGCAGCUCCGCCGCUGCCGCCGCCACCGGCGGCGGCGGCCGCCGCUGGUGGCGUUGGCGGCAGUCAGCACCCACACCACCUGUACGGCGCGGCACAGCAGCUGUACGGCGCCAGCAGUGCCGCCAUGUUGCGCCGCGUAGAGUUGGUUUUGCUGCACCCAGGUGACGGCAGUACGCCCAGCGCCACAGCGGAGUGGCUAGCGGGGCGUCCCAACCUGUCCCGCCACCACCACAUCCGACUAGGCCGACGGACCGAUAUCCAAAGGUUGGCCCGCUGGAUGGCCGGCAAGGCUGUGGGUAUCGUGUUGUCGGGUGGGGGCUCCCGGGGCCUGGCCCACCUAGGGGUGCUGACGGCGCUGGAGGACGCGGGGGUGCCGCUGGAUGCGGGCCUGGGUCGCGAGGCGCUCAACCACAGCGUACGGCACUACGCUCAGCAGCUGGGAAGUGUACGGCACUUGUUGUCGGACAUCACUUUGCCCGUACUUUCGCUGUUCAGCGGUACGGCAUUCGAUCAGGCCGUCAAGCGGGUGUUUGAGCGGGGAGCGCAGCGCCUUGAGGACUUGUGGUUGCCGUUCUUCUGCGUGACCACCAACCUGACCCGGGGGGAGGCCAGUGUGCACAUGGAGGGGACGCUGUGGAAGCUGGUCCGCGCCUCCAUGACGAUAGUGGGCUUGCUUCCUCCCGUGUGGGAGGACGGGUGCUUGCUGGUAGACGGAGGAUACAUGAACAACAUGCCGGUGGACGUGAUGCGCAGCAUGAUGGGCGUCGACUCCGUGGUCGUGGUGGAUGUCGAGGGUCGGGACGACAUGGGCUGGCGCAGCCUGACGCCGUACGAUGGCGGUCUGUCCGGCUGGCGGCUGCUGUGGGAUCGCUUGUGUCCCAUCCCCGGCUUGCGCUUCGCCGCUGCCUCGUCCGGGUCCGGCUCCGGGUCCGGUCGCGGGGCGCCUCGCUACGCCGCCCUGCUCAGCAAGCUCACUUCCAUGACCCACGUUGCCAACCUGAAGCGGGUGGCAGUGGAGCACCGAAUUGACCUGUACCUGCGGCCCCCCGGGCUGGGCGGGUUCCGGCUGAUGGACUUCCACCUAAUGGACCGGAUCGUGAAGGAUGCGUACAGGUACGCUACGUCAGCCAUUACGCAGUGGAAGCUGAGUCACCGCGUGGGGCCCUUUGGCAUUGAGGACAUUCCAAUGCAGCAGCAGCAGCAGCAGCCCACCGCCGCCUCCGCGCCGCUGGCAGUGCCGGGCCCUGUGGAAGUGGCGGCUGCAGUAGCCGGGAACGGCACUGGUGGCGGCGGCGCCUGGUUGGCCCGGGAGCAGCCGCCGCCGCCGCCGCUGUCGGUACUCCUGGCGGCGCCGGCGCCGCAGCUGGCGCUUCAGAAGAAGCAGCAGCCGGCGGCGGCAGUGCUGGCGGCCGUGACGGCAAGUGUGGGAGGGACGGUUCCAAGUGGCGGGGUGUCGUUCGUCGCCACGCCGCCCGCACUGGCACCAGCGCCGCCGCUGCCCGUUCCAGCUUCACGGCGUCUGACGCCGCCGCCGCGUCCCGCUCUCAUGCUGAGCUGUCCGCCUCCUGCGUCGAGUCCCGCCACGUCAGCAUCCAUCUCGCCGGUGGCCACCGCUGGUGCGCUGCUGCCAGCGGCGCCGCCAACAGCUGCCGCCACCGCCGGCUCUGGCGGGGCGGCGCAACAGCGUCGCUACCCAGCAGACAAUGCCAAGCCCUACACCGCCAUCCCUGCCGCCGCCGCCGCCGCCGCCACUGCAGCCGCAACUACGGCGGCACCGACAGGUGUCGUACGGUUCGCCGACAGGGUGCUCGUGAGCACUGUGGAAAGUGUCCCUGUCAGCGAUGACGAUGAACUGUCCUCGGACGACUCCAAGCCGAGCCAUCGGCGGCCGCGGUGGUCCGGCACGGGGGCCAUGGGCCGUAGCGGCAGUGCCGCCAGCAGCGCCAGCGGGGGCGGCGGCGGCGGUGCCGACGGCCAAGUCGUGGGCUCGCCACCGUCACCGCCUCCAGCACCGACGCUGCGUCCCGUCAUGUCUCGUCUGAGCCGUUCCGGCACUCGCCACUCGCUUCUGGAUCUUCAAUGA